Molecule: messenger RNA, 5415 nt
Organism: Metopolophium dirhodum (rose-grain aphid)
Lineage: Eukaryota; Metazoa; Arthropoda; Insecta; Hemiptera; Aphididae
Exons: 5
Coding region: 1393-2211 (272 amino acids)
Biological process (GO): negative regulation of transforming growth factor beta receptor signaling pathway
Cellular component (GO): Golgi membrane; early endosome membrane
Molecular function (GO): R-SMAD binding
Source: RefSeq, a predicted model, not a curated record
AGGGGGUGGCUAGCCGUACACGCGGAGAAGUCGGGUACAACAUCGUUAGCAUAAGCUGGUGCAGAAGUCGAAAAAGUGGAACAACAGAUGAAGAAUAGGACGGAAGAGAGAUAGAGAGAGACAGAGACAGAGAGAGAUUGAAGAAAUGGAGCGAAGUUUAGAGGAAGGUACACACGACUUUGUCGGGAGGACACCCGUCGUCGGCCGCGGCGGUGAUGCUGGUGCAGCCACAGUCGUCGGUCGUAUACAGCCCCGCCGCCGCAGCUGCAGCUACCGGUAUACAUAUAUAUAAUAUACGACAACGGCGGUGGCUGAGGUGGUUGUGGUGGCGGGGGUCGGGGUGUGUUGAACUCGAGCCAAGGUGUCAGACAUAACAAUCAAUGACGACUGUGCUUGCCAAUUAUUCCGCUGUCGUGCUACGUUUUUUUUUUCUAUUUUAUCUCGUACGCGGUUUGGGUUUCUUUUUGCCCCGAAUAUUUCCCGCACGGAUUCGUUUUCGUACACGCAUUUUUCCGUCACGUUUUUUCGGGGUCGCCCCGAGGGGUGUACGCGCGUAAAGUGCGGGUGGCUGCUAUACACCGGUCUCGUGAAUCGGACGGGAAGAAGGGUGGGGACGAGAAACAAACGGCGGAGUUCUUAAAAAAAAAAAAUUUUUCGCUCGAGGCGAAAUGAAAUAAAAUAACCGAAUGGAAAACUUUUCGAUAGUGUCUCGGCCACCGCCGCCGAGCCGAUGGGAGCGACGGCGGCGGUUACGGCGGCGGCGUCGUAGUCGUCGCGUAAGUGGUGGUAGCCGGCGGUGGCGGCAAGGUGCGUACUGAACGUGGGCGCAGACACGAAAAUGUUGAGGCACCUUGGUCGGUCGGGGGUCAUACACACGCGCUCACGCGUUCUGCUCACUAGUUACCAGCAGCGGGAACGUCGUUACACACGCCCGUUUCUUUUUUUAGUCGUCCCGCCGUCCUCACGUUUCACGAUUAGUCGCCGACGCACCGCCGCCGCAACAGUACACGCACGUCCGCGCAACCGUCCCAACAACAAUAAUAAUAUAUAAUAUUCGUCGUCCCGUCGAGUUGCCAAAGACGUCCAUACACACAACAACAAUAACAACAAUAAUUUAGUUCAAUUUUUUCUUCGUAAUCAUUUUCAAAGCCGGUCGCGACGACCGCGUUUAAUUUCCCGGACGUUAAGAGGACCGGAAGAAUUAUCAAUGAUCCGUCUACACUGCCGACGCUGUCGCCAUACAACCGUCAUCGUUCCCAUCAAGUACAGUUAACAUUUGCACUCGUCGACGACACACUACGUUCGGUGAUCAUCAUUUCCACAACCACCACCGUCAUUUCGCGCAAAAGUCAAAAAGUAGACGGGUCGCACUACGAACAUGUUGGAACGGUGAUGGUACUGAUGGUGGUGACGGUGGUCGUGCUGGGUACUGUCGGGCUGCUCACUUGCGUGCUGCAUCACUACAAUCAACAAUACAACCCGUCCGUGCCCUGUCUGUCGGCAGCGCCCGGGCCGCCGCACCGCAGGCUUACCGCGCCGCCGCCACCGCUGACCAAGAAGAAAAAAUCGACGACGACGACGACGACGACGACUACGACGGCAUCGGCGGCGGCGACGGCUGUGACGACGACGGCUAUCAUCGCAGCAUCGCCUGCACCACCGCUCUCGACUACGAACGGUGCCCGUCGUAGCGGCGGCAACUGUUGUAAUAGUAGCAGCACGUCCUCGCGAACCGCCAUGUUGACGAUGCGAAGCAAUAACGGCCUGUCCCGAGAACACGACCGGCAGGUCCGGUUGCACUCGGUCCGGACGGACCUGGAGUUGGACAUGCCGCCGCGAAUCCAUUUGCCGGACGGCGAGGAGUACCCGUACGGCAGCAUGGCCAAGUUGCAUUUGCGGAAUUCCGAACAAGAACGAGAGAUUUACCAAAAGUGCAUCAGGGGACCUCCAAACCGGACGAUAUGGACGUCGACUGCGGAGUGUCGGAAACUGUCGCAGCCUCACAGGUCCAGUUCCGCGUCCGGCCUCACGUCCCUCUCCACGUCCUUGUCCGAAGUGGACUCGGUCACGAGAUGUAAUAGCGUCUCCUCGAGGUAUGUGUGUUUGCCGAGAACAGAGUUCCCGCAGGUGGACAACAUCCAAAGUCUGUCGAGUCUGACCAUGGUGCCGUGUCUGAGCCACGUGGACAACAAACAGACGUUAAGCCAAUAGUGAAAUAAUAAUAUUAUAAAGUUGUCUCUCACCGUCUACUAUUAUGAUAAAUAUUAUACCCGUGUAAUAAUAUAUAUAUAUAUAUAUAUAUGAGGUGCUACACAUUUGCAGAGACCCCUGAAAAUACGAUAUAUUACGUUAUAUCAUAGAAUAUACAUUAUAUAUUUAUACAAACGCUCGUAUGUGUAUAAUAUUUUAUACGAUACACACACACACACACACACACAUACACACACACACACACACGUCUUAUGUAUACAUAUAAUUUAUUAAUAUUGUAUUAUUGUAAUAUUAUUAUAACGAUAAUUGUCAUGGCGUAAGGACGACGAACAACUCGCGCACAUUACGCACACACGCAUACAUUUAUAUACAUAUUAUUCAAACAGUCUUCUGAUAUACCUGCGUAUUAUUUUAAUAUUGUAUAAAAUCUAAAAAUCGCCGCGUGUAUUCGUCGUAAUAUGUGAUGUAUAAAAAAAAAAAAAUAAAAUACAUCUCAUGUGUGUAGUAAAAAAGUGUGUAAUAUAAUAUAAUUGCAUUUUUUUUAUACAUAUACAUACAUAUAUAUAUAUAUAUAUAUAAUAUAUAUUAUACAUAUUAUUAUUAUAUAGUGAUACCUAUAGUUAAUUUGAACAUUUUUUUUUUUCUUAUUUUUAUUGUAAUCGUGCGUACGCGGGGUACAUAUUUAUGUUAAUAUUAUUAUUAUGUUCAUCUGUUAAUUUUAUAAUAUAUACCUUACCUGUAACAUCGUCGUACGCAUAGGAUUCCGUUGAAAACACACGGCCGAUGACGAUUUCGGAACGAUAUAUUAUCAUAUAAUACGACCACGGGUAGUGCAAAAUAAUAAUAUCAUACCGAAAUGUCUCCGUAAACGUACCUAUAAUAAUUAUGACGAUAUUAUAAUAUAUAUUAUUAUUAUUUCCGAAUAUAAUCGUAUGGCGAGAGACACGCCGCCGCCGCCGCCGCGUGCUUUCAACGAAUCUUAUUAGUUCAAAUAACGAGUCGCGUAUUACCUACAUAUUUUAUUACAUACCUAUAAUCUAUGAUGUGCAGUAUAAUAUUAUAUAAUAGGAAUAUUGUAUUUAAAAAAAAAAAUCAGAAAUUGUUAUUGAGGGUGCCCCCCCCCCCCCCCCCAACAGCGGCAGCAACAACAAUAACGAUACACGAUGAUUAUUACGACGACGUCCGAUGGCGCGAUUAAAUAGUAAUUAAUAAUAUAUUAUUUUGAUAAUAUUAUACGAUAAGUAUAAAAAAAAUAUAAAGUCUUAUUUAGCUUUUAUCGACGGGGGUGGGUAUAAUUCGUGUCAUAUGUAGGUAGGUAAGGUAGGUACCGCGAUGUGUUCGAAGGCGAAUAAUGAUAUUAUAAUAAUAUAUUAUAUUUAAAAAAAAAAAAAAACGAUUGUGCUGUGCUUAAUUAGAAUAUUAUUUUACGAGACGAACGAAAAGCGUUUUUCUACGGUUUUUUUUUUCCUUUUCUACUUAUUGAAGAUUACAUUUUGAACGAUGUUUCUUAUUUUCUUUUUUCUUUUUUUUAUACGAUCGGGUCAACGAUUUAAUAUAUUCGGUCCAGGGAAGCUGUCGUAAUAUUAUUAUUGUUGUUAUGACGGUUAUGAGUUUUCGACGGAUUCUCUUACUGACGGGGGCUGGAAAGGAUGGGAGGGAGGUCGUCGUCGCGGUCAACGAGAGUUUUUUUUCACAAACACAAUCUCUGAUAUAAAAAAAAAAAAAAAAAACUAUGACUUAAUACGAAUCGUAGUACGACGACAAUAUUAUUAUAAUAUUCCGUGUGACGGAUAAACAAUUAAAAAAAAAAAAAAAAAAAUGUUUUAUAAGAACUUUCGGUGUGUCUGUAAAAAAUAAUAUAUUAUAGUGAAAUGAAAAAUAUCUAUCAUAUUAUAAUUUAAUAAUAUCAUUACCGCACGUUUUUUUUUUUCUAAUUGAAAGUUUUCUUCUUAAGUUUUAAUAAAAAUGCGCUGACGUGAUAAUUAGUUUCGGGUACGUGUGUGUUAAUAAAUUUUCCGAAACCAAGCGCUGUCGCUUUUUAUUUUUGACGGACUCUUAAAAAAAAUGGGUAAUAAAUUAUUAUUAUUAUUAUUACUAUAUUAUUAUUAUUAUUAUUAUUAUUAUUAUUAUUAUUAUAAAUGAAAUAGUUUCUAGUCAUUCGUUAACUUUAUUUAGCAAAUUGUUUUGUUGUUUCUAAUGACCGAAACUACGCGAGAAAUUAACAAGUCGGGUCUGUGACUAUAUUGUAUUGUGUUGGACAACAUUUUACCAUCCAAUUUUUGUGCGUAAUUAAAGUGACUGUACUGUAUAUUUUAUUACAUUAGUGUACAUAUUAUUAUAUAAUUAAAAUUGUGUUGUACAAGUCGGAGUAAUAUGAUUUUGUCAUUGGUGAUAUUUAUAGAAAUAAUUUAAACAAAAUUAACUUUUUUUUUUUUAUGACCGUGCUGUUUAAUGUGAAAAUGCUUAACUCCAGAGUGAGUGUGAUGAGAUAUAGUCGUGGCUAUUGUAAUAGUGUGAGAGAUAGUGAAUAUGAGGGGAGAGAGAAAAGGAAUAAAUGAUAGGUAGUAUAAUUUUUGACAAAAGACAAAAUAAUUAUUAUUCGAUAGGUUUUCUAAUACUUGAUAGACAAAUGGUAGAACAGUUUUUUUUUUUUUUUUUUUUUUUUAUUAUUAUUAUGUAAGUAAAGUAAUAUAAAAAUAUAGAUAAUAACAUGUUCUUGCGACCGACAUUUUUGCAACGUUUAUAACUUGUAUUUUUUUUUUUUUUUUUUGUCAUUUUGUACAAAUAUAAUCUUUUUGGUUUUUGUACGAUAUAAUGUAAAUUUAACUAUAGUUAUCUUAAUAAUAAUAAUAAUCUACAUUAUAUUUACUACCAAAAACACACUUAUUUAGUUUUAUUUGUAUUUAAUUUAUUUAUUUGUUAUGCUUGUAUACAAAAACAAUAUUAUAACGAUAUUCAGUGUGUAAAUACAAAAAAAACUAAUGUACAUUAUGUAUGUGUAAAAAAACGAUGGCAUAAAUGCAGUGAUAUGUGGGUAGGGACCCAAUUUAUUUUAUGUAAUAAUUAUUUUGAAUUGUUAUUUCGGAGCGAACAAGCCACUGAAAACUAUAUACAAAAAAUAAUGAUAAGAAAAAAAAAACAAUGAUAAAAAUGAAUAAAAACAUUUUAUUAGCUAAUUAAAAAAUAUAUUUCUGUAUUGUCAAA